AGUAGAGAAGAGCAUCACAGAAGUUGGUCAGGAGCUGACAGAGCUGGUGGAACAUCUUGUAGACAUUGUCAGGAGCCUGCAGAAUCAGAGGCCACUAUCAGAAUCUGGACCAGACAAUGAACUGAGCAUCCUGGGCAAGGUUUUUUCUUCUGGGGUGGAUCUUUCCAUGACUUCUCCAAAGCUGUUGAUUUCCGACACAGCUGCAGGGAGAAUCAGAGAUAUUCUCCAAGACCUAGAAGAAAUUCAGGAAAAAUUACGAGAAAACGUCGCCCAGAAAGAGACUCCUGAAGCACAGACGCAGGGAGAACUCCCGGAAGCCCCAUCUUCCUCCUCAUGCCCAUUGCCUGACCAGAGCCACCCUGCACUCAAGAGAGCUUCUCAGUUUGCUCAGUGGGCCAUCCAUCCAACCUUUAACUUGAAGAGCCUUUCCUGCAGCCUGGAGGUGUCCACGGAUUCCCGUACAGUGACUGUGUCUCACCGCCCACAACCCUAUCGCUGGAGCUGUGAGAGGUUUUCUACCAGCCAGGUCUUGUGUUCCCAGGCCCUCUUUUCUGGAAAGCAUUACUGGGAAGUGGACACUAGGAACUGCAGCCACUGGGCAGUUGGGGUGGCUUCCUGGGAGAUGAGCCGUGACCAGGUCCUGGGAAGGACUAUGGACUCUUGUUGUGUGGAAUGGAAGGGGACUAACCAGCUCUCUGCAUGGCACAUGGUCAAGGAAACUGUCCUUGGCUCAGACAGACCUGGGGUGGUGGGCAUCUGGCUGAACCUUGAGGAGGGGAAGCUUGCCUUCUAUUCGGUGGACAAUCAGGAGAAGCUUCUGUAUGAGUGUACCAUCUCUGCCGCCUCUCCUCUGCACCCUGCCUUCUGGCUGUAUGGCUUAUAUCCUGGAAAUUACCUGAUAAUAAAGCAAGUAAAGGUGUAAGGUUUCCUCAGGGAUUACAA
Mandrillus leucophaeus (drill) is the source of this 942-nucleotide messenger RNA. RefSeq names its product ring finger protein 135 (gene RNF135). The record is from RefSeq and is a predicted model, not a curated record. NCBI's taxonomy places the organism in Eukaryota, Metazoa, Chordata, Mammalia, Primates, Cercopithecidae. The transcript has 4 exons. Gene Ontology annotation, molecular function: ubiquitin-protein transferase activity; protein binding; ribonucleoprotein complex binding. Gene Ontology annotation, cellular component: cytoplasm. Gene Ontology annotation, biological process: regulation of innate immune response. Bases 167 to 922 code for a protein of 251 amino acids.